This is a messenger RNA of Trichoplax adhaerens, 510 nucleotides long. RefSeq lists its product as hypothetical. The transcript is spliced from 4 exons. The coding region runs from base 39 to 449 and encodes 136 amino acids. The record is from RefSeq and is a predicted model, not a curated record. Gene Ontology annotation, cellular component: cytosolic large ribosomal subunit; ribosome. NCBI's taxonomy places the organism in Eukaryota, Metazoa, Placozoa, Uniplacotomia, Trichoplacea, Trichoplacidae. Gene Ontology annotation, biological process: translation. Gene Ontology annotation, molecular function: structural constituent of ribosome.
CGACAAGUGAUUUUUUGGGGCUGCAGCACGAAACCGCAAUGGGAAAAUUCUUAAAAUCUGGUAAAGCUGUUAUAGUUUUGAGUGGCCGUUAUGCAGGUCGCAAAGCUGUAAUUAUCAAAAAUCACGAUGACGGCACUGGUGAUAGGCAGUAUGGACAUGCUCUUGUUGCUGGUAUAUCUCGCUAUCCAUUGAGAAUAACCAAGCGUAUGGGCAAAAAACGUGCCAGCAAAAGAUCCAAGAUAAAGCCAUUUGUCAAAGUCUUCAACUACAACCAUCUCAUGCCUACACGCUACAACGUGGAUAUGUCAUUCGAUAAGCAAGUAGUCAACAAAGAUGUUUUCCGUGAUCCAGCUUUAAAAAAGAAGGCAGUUCGUUAUGUUAAAGCUAACUUUGAAGACAGAUACAAAACUGGAAAGAAUAAGUGGUUUUUCCAAAAAUUAAGAUUCUAAAACUCUGGUUUUAGUUGUACAUUCUUAACACGAGAUAUUUCAAUAAAUUUGAACAAAAAAU